AUGUUCGCUGCCCUUGGCUACUGUCGAUUUGUCGUUCCUUGGGCUUCCUUGUAUUGCAUAUGCCAUCGGAGGUCACUGAUCUCCCUCAAGUUUGCGACUUUCUUCACAUCUUGCAAUAGCUUGGUUAAUAUUGUUGGAGCAUCGUGUAGGCGACAUGACAUGCUUAGAGAUCAACUACAAAAGGAUAUUACAGAAGCUCUUGAAAAUGGUAAUCUUCCAAUAGGGCGAGGCUUAAAUCAAGAAUUUUCUCUUAAGCUUGCCGGUGAUACAAGUUGGAACUCACAUUAUAGUGCAUUACCUAGUAUCAUUUCCAUGUUCAAAUCUAUGGUGAAAGUGCUUAAAUUGAUUAUUGAGGAUGGCUGUGUAAGUCUUCUAAGCUAUUAUAACUUGAACACUAACCUUGUUCUGCCAUUGAAGUCUUCUGUCGAACACAUGGGGAGCAGCUCUUCUCUAAGAUAA
This is a messenger RNA of Prunus armeniaca (apricot), 459 nucleotides long. NCBI's taxonomy places the organism in Eukaryota, Viridiplantae, Streptophyta, Magnoliopsida, Rosales, Rosaceae. The record is from the annotation of a GenBank genome assembly.